Molecule: messenger RNA, 1709 nt
Organism: Myripristis murdjan (pinecone soldierfish)
Lineage: Eukaryota; Metazoa; Chordata; Actinopteri; Holocentriformes; Holocentridae
Gene: stk39
Product: serine threonine kinase 39
Exons: 19
Coding region: 59-1648 (529 amino acids)
Biological process (GO): intracellular signal transduction; positive regulation of T cell chemotaxis; peptidyl-threonine phosphorylation
Cellular component (GO): cytoplasm; cytosol
Molecular function (GO): ATP binding; protein serine/threonine kinase activity
Source: RefSeq, a predicted model, not a curated record
UUUGACUGUGUCUGUCUGUCUGUCUGAGGUUGCUAACUAGCGCAGCAUCAUCAUCAUCAUGGCGGAGCAAGGCGAAUCUCCGGCUCCUGUCCACAACCCGCAACCAGCGCCGACAACCAGCUGGCCAAUUACCAGGGACUCGUACGAGCUGCAGGAAGUCAUAGGCAGUGGGGCCACAGCUGUGGUGCAGGCAGCCCUCUGUACCCCCAGACAGGAGCGCGUGGCCAUAAAGAGAAUCAACCUGGAAAAAUGCCAGACCAGCAUGGAUGAGCUAUUGAAAGAAAUCCAAGCGAUGAGCCAGUGCAACCAUCCAAAUGUUGUGACGUACUACACCUCUUUUGUCGUGAAGGAUGAACUUUGGUUAGUCAUGAAGCUUCUGAGUGGUGGCUCUAUGCUGGAUAUUAUAAAGCACUCAAGUAAAGAGGAGCACAAAAACGGAGCCCUGGAUGAGCCCAUUAUUGCCACCAUAUUAAAAGAAGUCCUUGAAGGCCUGGACUACCUGCACAAAAACGGACAGAUUCAUAGGGAUGUGAAAGCUGGGAACAUACUGUUGGGAGAAGAUGGAUCUGUUCAAAUAGCAGAUUUUGGAGUAAGUGCAUUUCUCGCCACGGGAGGAGAUAUGACCAGAAACAAAGUACGGAAGACCUUUGUUGGCACACCGUGCUGGAUGGCACCAGAGGUGAUGGAGCAGGUACGAGGCUAUGAUUUCAAAGCAGACAUAUGGAGUUUUGGAAUUACAGCCAUAGAGUUAGCAACAGGGUCUGCACCCUAUCACCGAUACCCUCCCAUGAAGGUCUUAAUGCUUACCUUACAGAAUGAUCCACCCACCCUAGACACGGGUGUAGAAGACAAGGAAAUGGUGAAGAAAUACGGCAAAUCCUUUAGAAAGCUAAUAGCUCUGUGCCUUCAGAAGGACCCAGCCAAAAGGCCUACAGCAGCAGAACUUUUGAAGUGUAAAUUCUUCCAAAAGGCCAAGAACAGAGAGUAUCUGGUUGAAAAGCUUUUGUGUCGUGCACCAAAGAUUUCCCAGAGAGCUAAGAAGGAGCCUGGGCAGACCUGGGGGAACCAGGGUUCUAUGUCAGGUUUGGAGAAAGAACCUGACACCAUCAGAAGGGUGAGGAGAGUCCCCGGCUCCAGUGGCCACCUGCACAAGACGGAGGAUGGGGACUGGGAGUGGAGUGAUGAUGAGAUGGAUGAAGGUAGCGAAGAGGGCAAGGCGGCUGUCAAUCAGGGCAGGUCACCACGGGUCAGAGACGAGGCCAAAGAUAAUGAGGAGAAUGCCAACAAUGUCCCUAUUGAAGGGCUUUCUAUUCAGCAUCCCCAGGUCGUACCAUAUGAGCAAACGCCCUACAUCCAAGGUGCUGUGAACAUGGUCCUACGGCUAAGGAACUCUAGGAAAGAACUGAACGACAUCCGGUUUGAAUUCACUCCUGGUCGAGACACUGCUGAUGGUGUUUCCCAGGAGCUGUUCUCCGCAGGUCUGGUCAAUGGGCAUGAUGUUGUUAUUGUUGCUGCUAACCUUCAGAAGAUUGUAGAUGACCCAACUACCUACAAAGUAUUGACCUUUAAACUGGCUUCCAGCUGCGAUGACACAGAGAUCCCAGACGAGGUGAAGCUGAUCGGCUUUGCGCAGCUCAAAGUUAGCUGAUGCCCUCUUCAUUCCUCAAGCAGGUGAGACAGGGGAGACAGUUCAGGGCAGACAGACUGAG